CCCACACAGGGGAGCAGAGAGCGACAGGGUGUAGACGAAUCAGAUCACCACAGAGCAGCAACCCCACCCCUCCCUCCCAAGACAGCCUCUGGAUCCAGACGUGAUCACAGGAGGCUACAUCCUCAGCACCUUUGCAGAAAGCAAAAAAAACUGAAAAUGGCUCGUGCUGGAAGACCAUCUCUUUCCCUGAUCCACACUGGAUUCCUGUUAGUAGCUGUUUUAUUACCAGACCUUCUGGGGGCGGUUCCACUGGGGCAGCAGAAACAGGAGGAAGUGGCUGCGGUGUCUGAUGAUGUGAAAGCCGAGGCCAUGGCCAACUUGAAAAAGCUGGUUCGCAACAGAAGAAAUGUCCCCGUCUUGGCUGUGCCCCAGUUCAAACGCGUGCCUGACUUCUGGGGAUGGUACAAGUACUUUAUGGACAGCCACAACCAGGAGGGAGUUGAGGACCUGGAUCGCCUGUACCUCGCUUACUUACAGAACAAGCACAGAUCUGAAGAAGGACCCACUUUCAACCACUACCUUACACACCUCAGUGAAAUCUAUAAAUCCUGUGCUGAUUCCGAUGAUCCAGAAUGCAUUGCCGAGUCCACCAGCAAGCCCAAGGCUGCUGUGGUGAUGCCCGCCCCCUUCAGGUCGGCCGCCAUCGGGAUGUGCAACCCCUACAUUGACCCUUACUGCCUCUACCCCAUCCUUCCCAAAGCUGCUGCCCCGGAGCCCGCUCCAGCUCCAGCUAAGGUGCCGGCUCCCAUCUUCACGCCUUUGCUGCCUAUGCCCCUGAAAAGCUCCACUGGUUAUUAUUACUAUGCCCCGGUCCUUGAGCCCUUCCUGACCGCGGAGCAGAGGGCUGAGCUGUUGAGGAUCUGCCUCCCUGAAGACGUGGAGUGCUUGCAGUACCACCUGCGAGCGGCAUACGGCUACCGUCCGGCCUUGGGCCCAGCUCCAUCUUACGCUGCCCUGAAAUGUGACCCCAAGGACCCCUACUGCCAGCCACCUCUGGUCCAUAAAGCCCCCACCGGCUUCUACCACCUGAUGUAUCCCAGCUGCGACCCAGCCGUGGAUCCUCUGUGUGUGACCGGCGUGGCCGCCCCUGCUCACCUGGCCGCCGGAGGGGUGCCCAAAGAGCAACAGUGCAACCCCCUCUUUGACGGCAACUGCAACCCCCUGACGGCCACCAAGCUGUCCGGCCUCACCAAGCCCGUCCUGGAGUACGCUCCCAAGGAGCAGGCCGCCCACGCCGCUGCCCCUCUGGCCUGCGACCCGAGACAAAACCCCUACUGCAUACUGGCGGCGGCCGCUGCCCUGCGCCACCCCCCUCCACAGCUCCCCGAGCACCAGGUCCGCUAUCAUCUCGGAGUCCGCGGCAAGACCAAGGAGGGCUACGACUGCUAUGUGCACUAUGACAAAGACUGCACUCCAGUCAAGUCUGGCCCAGAAGCACCAGCCGCGCCCUUUUGCCAUCCGUACGAUCCAACCUGUGGCAAGUUUGCUUCACCCUCCAGCGUUGAAGCCCCAAAGUCGACCAAGGACGGCAUAAUCCUUCCUGAUCCCGACUGCGACCCCGAAUACGACUACAACUGCCGCCUGCGUCUUGCCAAACCCGCUGCCUCUGCCGACGAGCCAAUGGCUGAUGAGGAAAAGGCUGCGGAUGAACCUGCCAGGGAGGCUGCGGCUCCACACUCAGCCGCCCCGCGCUUUGAAGAUUUUCUCCGAAGCGUCAUGAGCCAACACAAAUAG
This is a messenger RNA of Menidia menidia (Atlantic silverside), 1734 nucleotides long. NCBI's taxonomy places the organism in Eukaryota, Metazoa, Chordata, Actinopteri, Atheriniformes, Atherinopsidae. The record is from the annotation of a GenBank genome assembly.